AUGGUGCUUCGCUCCGAAUCCCUCCGCCAACUUAAAAUCGUGACGCCGCUUCCAGCCUCUUCCCCUGCGCCGCGCGCUUGCGCCGCAUGCGGAAGCGUUUCCGCCUCCGUCAUCCCGCCAGUCUGCCCCUGCUUCGAGGAGACGGUGCACGGCGCGCACGGCGCGCACGGAGCGACGGCCCAGGAAGGGGAUUCCGCGACGGUGAGCCACCCGCGGGAGUUCAUCUUCGAGGCGUGGAUGCGCCACGUGGGGCCGUCGCUGCGCUCGCUCACUCUCUCGCGCGCAGUUCCCGUUGCUUCGUCCACAAAUUGCGGCGGCAACGGGAGCGUGGUCGUGAACCUGUGGGAGGAGGAGGACGCGAGUCUGCAUCUCGCGCACAUUUCCCGCCACUGCACCAACCUGCGCUCGCUCUCAAUGGGCCACGUAUCCCUCUCCGCGCCGACCCUGCUCGCAACUCUCCAGCCCAUGCCGGCCCUGCAGCACCUCUCGCUCUCGUGGCUGCACGCGUGCCCCGCCGCGCUUCACGCCGUGCUUGACGCCGCGCCGAAUCUCCGCCACCUCACGAUUUUCAUGGCGUCGGGUCUUCCGCGCCUGCAUCUGCGCCUUCUGCCGUCCCUGCAGCACCUCUCGCUUUCCUACAUCCGCGCGGACUCCGUUACGCUUCACUCCGCGCGCUCCCUCCAAACCCUCUCUAUCCGCGACAUGUUUCUCCGCUCGCUCUCAAUCCGCGACGCGCCCAAUCUGCGCCAACUCUCCGUCGCCUCCGCCAACAGCCUGCUCGUCUCCGCGCCUCACUCGAGGGUGGCUGAUGCUGCACUGGCCGUGUCCACUCAGCCUGUGGGUUACUGGCCUGCACUGACUGCAGCAGAGCGACAGCACCAGCUGUUUUUGAAGGGCCUGGACUGCCUCCAGAGGCGGUUUGGUUGCUUCCAUGUAGCCUCCCCUAUGCUGUACAGGCGUGAAACAGCCACUAAGCUGUUUUGGCAGAGUAGUAGUAGUAGGAAGUGCUCUUAG
Molecule: messenger RNA, 1014 nt
Organism: Closterium sp. Naga37s-1
Lineage: Eukaryota; Viridiplantae; Streptophyta; Zygnematophyceae; Desmidiales; Closteriaceae
Source: the annotation of a GenBank genome assembly